Molecule: messenger RNA, 411 nt
Organism: Hyphopichia burtonii NRRL Y-1933
Lineage: Eukaryota; Fungi; Ascomycota; Pichiomycetes; Serinales; Debaryomycetaceae
Exons: 3
Coding region: 1-411 (136 amino acids)
Biological process (GO): negative regulation of Arp2/3 complex-mediated actin nucleation; actin filament debranching
Cellular component (GO): actin cortical patch
Molecular function (GO): Arp2/3 complex binding; actin binding
Source: RefSeq, a predicted model, not a curated record
AUGAGUUCGUUAUACGGGUUUUCAUCCGAAACAUUAUCGGAUCUUCGAAAGUUUCGAUUUGCCAGUGGCAGAGCUACUAAAAUGCAAGCCAUUAUAUAUACCAUUGAUAAAGAAUCCUAUGAUAUCAGGAAGGAAGACGGGGCCACCGUCUACGAGUCGAUCGAGGAACUCGUGGAAGAUUUACCCGAUAACAGCCCCCGUUACGUUCUUUUAUCCUAUCCGUUCAAGUUGCCAGAUGGAAGAUUGAAGAAUCCGUUGGUGCUUGUCUAUUGGAGACCCCCCACAUCCCUGGCCAACCAGAUGUUGUACGCCGGGGCCGUGGAACAGUUUCGGGAAAAAGCCGGGGUUUCCAAGCUCCUCGAGUUCCAGGAGGAGGAAGACUUUGAGGACAUGGAAGACCAAUUGCAGUAG